CACCGCAACCUACAUUUUCAGACUGAGUCGUGGGAAGGCAGUUGCGCGGUCGAAAAAGUUUUAAACUUAAGAAGUUUUAUUUGGUGCAGAAAAAUGACGGCCUCCAAUCUCGGCAACGGUCCGGAUAAGAGUUUCAACGCAAAAGAAGAGCGAAAGCUGCGCAAGCCCUUGAUAGAGAAGAGACGCAGAGAGCGGAUAAACUCAAGUCUUGAGCAACUAAAGGGAAUUAUGGUGGAUGCCUACAAUUUGGAUCAAUCUAAAUUGGAGAAGGCUGAUGUUCUUGAGAUAACAGUUCAGCACAUGGAGCAACUUCAAAGAGGCCAUGGACAAGGUGGUAGUCAAGGACCAGGCACUGGGUUUGAGUCACGACAAAGAUACAGUAGCGGUUAUAUUCAGUGCAUGCACGAGGUACAUAAUCUGCUCCUGAGCUGCCCUGGGAUGGACAAGUCUCUGGGCGCACGUCUGCUAAACCAUUUACUGAAAUCUCUGCCUCAUAUUAGUACUGAGGCCAGUGGCACAUGUUCUGUUGGCACCUCCAGUCCUCUUCCGAUAUCCCCUACCCAUUCCCCUCUAAGCCUGCCCUCCUUACAGUCCCACCCUCUCCACCUGCACACCCCUCCCUCCUCUCCCUGCAGUUCCUCUCACUCUCCUAGUGUCCCACUCAGUAGAGAGCGAAGUUGCACCAUACCCCAAGAACAGCCCUCUCCACCCAGGUCUCCUUCCCCUCUGCCUCUGGCACAAUCAGCCCUCCCCCCUUUCUUUCCUGGGGGUGAUCCCUCCAUGUGGAGGCCCUGGUGAAUGAAUCCAGCCCAGCCCCCAUUAGGCCUGCCCUCCCAUCCCUAAUUGUUUCCAUUACAUUUGAUCUUUGGGAGGUUGGAGGGCUUUCCACUCAAAGGGGUCUGAGUACAUUAUAUUGGGUUAUACAGUCUCCUGGGGUUUAGUGGUAUCAUUUGAAACACUGUAGAGCAUGUUUGGUUGAUUAUGCUAUGUGCAUGUGGUAUGAACACAAAUGUGUGAUGACACCAAAGUUGCCCUUUUUGACUGAUGAUUGGAAAUUGAAUGUUAGCCUGCAUCUAGUGGAAUUGCUGCCUUGAUCACUUUUAGAAAUGUCAUGACUUCAUGUUUAUAUUGGGCAAUUUUAGAUGAC
Messenger RNA from Xyrauchen texanus (razorback sucker), 1147 nucleotides. RefSeq names its product hairy-related 8a (gene her8a). Gene Ontology annotation, molecular function: protein dimerization activity; RNA polymerase II cis-regulatory region sequence-specific DNA binding; DNA-binding transcription factor activity, RNA polymerase II-specific. The coding region runs from base 94 to 798 and encodes 234 amino acids. Gene Ontology annotation, biological process: regulation of neurogenesis; regulation of transcription by RNA polymerase II; anterior/posterior pattern specification. The transcript is spliced from 4 exons. Gene Ontology annotation, cellular component: nucleus. The record is from RefSeq and is a predicted model, not a curated record. Lineage: Eukaryota; Metazoa; Chordata; Actinopteri; Cypriniformes; Catostomidae.